Molecule: messenger RNA, 5076 nt
Organism: Propithecus coquereli (Coquerel's sifaka)
Lineage: Eukaryota; Metazoa; Chordata; Mammalia; Primates; Indriidae
Gene: UNC93A
Product: unc-93 homolog A (C. elegans)
Exons: 9
Coding region: 3187-4560 (457 amino acids)
Source: RefSeq, a predicted model, not a curated record
GUGUGUGCGUGUGCAUGUGUGUGUGUCCAUGUGCAUGUGUGUCCAUGCACACACGAGCGCUCCAUGAGAGCAGGCAGCCCGUGCCAGGCUCACAGCGUUGCCACACUGACCGGGGAUGGAAGCAGUGUAAGCCACAGGCCUGCUGGUGUCCCUCCCCCCCGGUGUGGGGUGAGGAGCCUCACCCCGGUCGGUGCCGCUGGUCAGGGGCCGUGCAGACCCCAUUGGUCUGGGCUGGGUAGUCCCAGGUGUGUGCUGAGGACCCCUGAGGGAAAGACAGACCCAGAGUCCCAGGAGGUCAAGGACGACUUGGUUUCUGGACGGCCCAGAAACCGCGUGAGGAUGAAAGUGUGUUCCGCUGAGCUGGCGCACGGCGUGCUCGGCCCUCGCUGGUGAGCCACGGAAAUCAGCGACACAGAGCCUUUCCUGGGGCGCCCUGGCGUUGCCUCAGCAGAGGAAGACCCAGUGCCAGUGCGCCCCCCUCAACUCUGGGGGUCUCUCUAGCCAGGGUCCAGCAGGGUCGUCAGGGUCGUCAGCGAGUUCCGAGAUUUUGGGUGCUUUGGAAUGUUUGCUGACAGAAAACACUUUCUCAAGCCGUCGCUGUGCUAAUACAAACUGUUCUUGCUUUAAACACACACACACGCACACGCACAGAGCACCAGGCGCUUUUAUUUCCAAAGCGUGAGAAUUCCUAAAGCGGACAAUUUGUUCUACUUUUAUAUACACAUUUUUCAUCUUUAUGUAGAUAAAAACCUACCUAACGAAUAAGGCACAUUUGAAUUUAUUUGGUGCUGCUUUUAUUAAAGAUUCCAGAUUUAAAUGUCAAAAAAAUUGAUACUAAUUUAUUAAAAGAGCAAACCGUUGAUUAGACUUCCCUUAAGUUAAAAGCCAUCUUUAACUUCUCAGCAGGAAGUUUACUGAUUGAAAACAUGAUUCUGUCACACUCAAAACCGCGGAGCCGUGGGCGAGCUCAGUAGCAAAACAGUGGCACCUAGUGGCUGGUAAAGCCCCUGGGGUCGUACAACGUCCUGGGGUCUCCAGAACAUUCAUUCUUUCAGCUCCUAUCAGACGCCGUAGCUUUCAUUUCCCCUUCCAGUAAGUGACCAUUAGAUUCGAGCAGAUCUAUAAAAUAAUCUUUUUUGCUCAGGCUGAUACAGUUUAGAUGCUGUUUUAAGAGGUGCAAUGACUACUGGUACCUUUGCAUCACGCAUGCCCACGUCUCUCCAGCCUGCGGGAGGUUCCCCCGGCCCGGUUCACGGCUCCCGGGGACACAGGGCUAAUGACCGGUGCCAGCGCCGAGAGCCCGGCCAGCUUGGGUUUGCAGAGUUUGCCACGCCCUUUCCCGGUCCAGCCACACGUCUGUGGGAACGUGUGAGUCGGGAGCCUGGGCAGGAUGGGAGCUUCCCUCUGCUCAUGAGGAAGCCACGUCGUGGCCGCCGUACCUGAGACCUGUGCUGGUCACAGGAGCCGUGGUGGUGCCGGCAGACCAUCUCUCUCAGAAGAGUUCCAUUCCGCUAGAGAGCAAAGGCAGAUGGUAACAUACACCAUUCAGUUCUAAAAAUCUCUCUUAACUUAGGUGAAGGGAGGGGCUGAGAGGGAGUCGGCAGGCGCGGUCAGAGCGAUGAUCCGAGAACUUAAUUCCCGGUACAAGUGGGGCAGCUGGAGGGACAGGGCGGGGGCGGCUGGGACAAAUGACACAGACCUCUGAGGUCGAUCUGUGCACAGCGUGAAGCGCCUUGAGACAUACAGGCUGGAAAAUGUCCUAGAGCCGGUUAGCAAGUCCUAGCGGUCGGUUCUGGAAAGUGUAGCAACCAAGGGAGAGAGAACAGCAGACAGAGGAAGAAAACAUGGAGAAGCUCUUCUAAAUGCAAGUCACGUGUGGGUGGCAACAGGCCAGACGGAAGUCAAGCAAAGUGUCAGUAUAAAACAGAAGUCAAAGUUUAUUGAUUGGUAACAAGGUCAGUGCGGAAAAUAUCCAUGUUCUGCUAGGUGUAUUUCUUUAGAUAUUGCUCCAACUGGCAUAAGUGUCACCCGGGCUAAUUAACAUUUAUUGGUGAUUACUAUGUGUCAGGGGUUCCAGAGGCUUCCAGAAUUAUUAGCCUCUUGAACUUUCGCAGUGCUCCUUUUUUGAGAGGAAACUGAGGUUCAGGGAGUAACGUGACCCCUGAGACCACCCAGAUAAGAAGUCACAGGGCUAGGACGUGAACCUGCAGAGCUCCUCUGUUUCCGUGGCUGCUGGCCGCAGCACGCGCAUGGCUAAUACAUUUUGCGAGACUGUGUUGUUCUUGUGUCUGCAUAAACAUGAUAAUCCGUGUUCAGUCAAUACACAAAAUAUCAUUGUCAUAAAACUUUCCACUGGAAUCAGUUAAGCGUCAAGAACUUUGUCCCACUUACCACUGGCCGUGCAGCCCGAAGGGGACGGCGCCGUCCUGGGCGCGUGGGGGUGGCCAGAGCUGCAGGGUUUGCCUUCCAGGUCCAAGCUAGACAGAAAGGGUCGACUUCACAGAGCUUUGGACUCAACCUGCAAGCAUCGAGUUAUACUAACACUGGAAUAAAAGGUGAUUUUUCUUGCUUAUUAGCUGUGAGUUUGGGGUAAGUUGUUUAAAGCUCUAGAGCUGCCCUAUCCAACCCAGUAGCCACGAGCCACUUGUGCCCAUUUAAACUUUCAUUUUAAUUAGCUAAAAUGAGAUGCAAUUAUGAUUCGGCUGCUCAGAUACCCCAGCCUCGUUUCCAGUACUCCACAGGCACAUGUGGCUCGUGGCUACUGCACUGGAUGACAUCGAUAUAGACCUAAAGCACUAAAAUCACUUCGAUUUUCUGCAGUUCAGUGUCAUGCCUUGUAACGGGUCUCAGAUUGGUAAUGACAAUUAUCGUAGGAUUGUUGCAGUUAACAUGAAAUGAUGCACAUAAAAGUGGUUUGCAUGUUGUAAAGUGCUGUACUCAAGGUUUUUUUUAAAUUAUUGUAGUGUUAUAAAACCAUAUCGUCUUUGCAAUACUGAGACUUUGGCCCAGGAUCUUAUAAUCACGUUAGCUCUUUUUCAGAAGUUGGACCGUGUAUCUUGACGUUGGCGUUUAUGCUUUGUUCUUUAAGACUGAAGUCUACACUCUGCACCGCUGACGAUUUCUCUUAAUGUGGAAGGGAGCAACAAAUUUGCGCGUCCGCUGGCGGUCGGCACGGGGAGGGGCACGAUGGAAAGGAGUCUGAGGAACGUCCUCGUGUUGUCCUCUGGGUUCCUGCUCCUCUUCACAGCCUACGGAGGUCUGCAGAGCCUGCAGAGCAGCCUGUACAGCGAGGAAGGCCUGGGCGUGACGGCGCUCAGCGCGCUGUACGGCGCGGUGCUGCUGUCCUCCAUGUUCCUGCCGCCGCUGCUCAUCCGGAGCCUGGGCUGCAAGUGGGCCGUCGCCAUCCCCAUGUGUGGCUACGUGGCCUUCUCCCUGGGCAACUUCUCCGCCAGCUGGUACACUUUGAUCCCCACGUCCAUACUGCUGGGGCUCGGGGCGGCCCCCCUGUGGUCUGCCCAGUGCACGUACCUCACGAUCGUGGGCAACGCGCACGCAGAGAAGGCGGGGAAGCUCGGCAAAGACGUGGUCAACCAGUACUUCGGCAUCUUCUUUCUCAUAUUCCAGUCGUCCGGCGUGUGGGGCAACCUGAUCUCCUCUCUGGUCUUUGGCCAGACCCCCAGUAAAGACGCCAUCCCGGAGGAGCAGCUCGCAUCCUGCGGGGCCAGGGACUGCCUGAUGGCCACCACACCCAGCAACAGCACCCAGCGCCCCUCCCCGGAGCUGGUCUACACCCUGCUGGGCAUCUACACCGGGAGCGGGGUGCUGGCCAUCCUGCUGAUAGCUGUGUUUCUCGAAAACAUAGAAGACACUCAGCGAGAAGGUGGAGGAGAGAAGAAAUCAACGCCUUUUUGGUCCACGUUGCUGUCAACCUUCAAGCUGUUCAGAGAUAAGCGCCUGCGCCUCCUGACGCUGCUGCCAUUGUACAGCGGCCUGCAGCAGGGCUUCCUCUCCGGCGAGUACACCAGGUCCUACGUCACCUGCGCCCUGGGCAUCCAGUUUGUCGGCUACGUGAUGAUCUGCUUCUCGGCCACCAACUCGCUGUGCUCCCUGCUCUACGGGAGGAUCUCCCGGCACACAGGCAGGAUCGCACUCUACGCGCUGGGUGCGGGCACCCAGCUCUGCUGCUCGAUCGCCCUCCUGCUGUGGACGCCUCACCCUGACCAGCUGGCUGUGUUCUUUGUGUUCCCCGGCCUGUGGGGCGUGGCGGAUGCCGUCUGGCAGACGCAGAACAACGCUCUCUACGGCGUGCUAUUUGAGGAGAACAAGGAGGCCGCCUUCGCCAGCUACCGCCUGUGGGAAGCGCUGGGAUUCGUCGUUGCCUUUGGGUACAGCACGUUCCUCUGCGUCUACGUCAAGCUCUAUGUCCUCCUGGGGGUCCUGAGUGUCGCCAUGGUGGCUUAUGGCACCGUCGAGUAUCUGGAGUCCAAGAACCCAGUCGGACCGCUUGCGCCAAGACAGGAGAACCAAGAAGAGGUAGAAGAAAUACAGACAAAAAUGUGAACGCGGCCGCCCGUGGGGCACCCGGAAAGCGUCUGCGGAAGCGUUCGGCCUGGAGACCCUCGGGAGGACAGUCGGCCUUCACCGGGCUGCAGCGGUGUUUGCGUCCAGAAGACAUUGAGUGAUUUCACUGCUUAUGUGCUUUCUACUCUGGCGAAUUUUUAGUCCAUCAUCUUACCAAUAGAGAUCAAGAGUAUCUAUGAAGGCAUCAGUUCAUUUCAUUUUAGAUACGAAAGAAAAAUGUUUAAAGUACAAUCAACCGAUGAGAACCUGCCUAGAAUCAUAGACUCAGCCUUAUUUCUGUUGAUGUUUUAGGAGUUGGGAGGCUACUUAAAAUGACGUAGUCUAACCCCGUAAUUUUAUAAACAGGUAAACUUAAACUUCUAAUACCGCGCAUUCUACAAACAGGCCCGAACCAGCCCCCCGGCUAAAAGCCAGACUAGAGUUGAUGUCUCUUGAAACUUACGGAGUCUGAGUUGCUAAAUAAAUUCACUUAUUUUGUGGACUUACCUCCCGUCC